Solea senegalensis (Senegalese sole) is the source of this 1211-nucleotide messenger RNA. RefSeq names its product growth arrest and DNA-damage-inducible, gamma a (gene gadd45ga). The transcript is spliced from 4 exons. Lineage: Eukaryota; Metazoa; Chordata; Actinopteri; Pleuronectiformes; Soleidae. Gene Ontology annotation, biological process: regulation of cell cycle. The coding region runs from base 120 to 599 and encodes 159 amino acids. Gene Ontology annotation, cellular component: cytoplasm; nucleus. The record is from RefSeq and is a predicted model, not a curated record.
CCACAGCCUGUUCAGAGCUCAGAAUAACGCUGGAGACUACACCGAGAACAUCACACACACACACACACUCACUUCUUACUCUGCCGUGAAAAGAACCCGAUCGCGCUUGGAUUAUAACUAUGACUCUGGAGGAGAUUAACGGACAAAUGAACACAAUGGAAAACGCAGACAGGGUGCAAAGUGCUGGCGCAGCCCUGGAGGAGCUGCUGAUCGCCGCAAAGAAGCAGGAUUACCUGACAGUGGGAGUUUAUGAAUCUGCUAAAGUCAUGAAUGUUGAUCCAGACAGCGUGGCAUUCUGCGUCCUCGCCACGGAUGAGGAGUACGAGUGUGACAUCGCUCUUCAGAUCCACUUCACCCUCAUCCAGGCUUUCUGCUUCGACAACGACAUCAACGUGGUGCGCGUCAAUGACAUCGAGCGCCUCGCGGACCUCGUGGGCGCCGACGAGACCGGCGAGCCCAAAGACGCACACUGCAUUCUUGUCACGAGCCCCAGUGCAAACCCGUGGAAAGACCCUGCUCUGGAUAAACUGAGCCUGUUCUGCGAGGAGAGCCGCAGUGUGUAUGACUGGGUGCCCGCCAUCACUCUCCCAGAGCGCUGAAGUUACCACCAACUUAAUGCUUCACAUGCUGAUGAUGAAGACAUGAUGAAUAGAAAGUCAAGGAGCUGAGCUUCUGUCGGGGCAUUGAGCCUUUCUGCCUGACUUUUUCGGGGAUGAAGAGGCCGUGGUUGCAAACCCAUCCCACCCCUUGCAGUUCAGUCUGGGUCAGCACAUUCUGGUUCUGGAUUACCCGCGAGGAAGGGGUUCAAGUUGAGGGGCCAACUGUUGAACCAGGUGCACAUGGAGUGGACAGAGAGCUUGAUGGCCAGAGGAGUUGGAUUAUGCUGGUAAAGAUGAAAGGUGACUUCCUCUAGUGGGAAAGAGAUCAGAGAAAUAAGGACUUCUGAAAGUGUGGAGCCAGCAUGAAUCUCACCAGAGAGAGAACAGGCUGCUUCUGAAGAUGAAAAAAAAGGCCUAAAUGGACUUGGACAGCGAUCAGGAUGUUCUUGGGAAAAAGCAGACGCUUUGCUUGCAAAUCCUGACGUCGGCUGUGUCUGUAUGUGGCACGUUAACGUGGACUAUUGUUUGCUUUCACACAUGCAGACCGAACAAUGCAAUAUGAAUUGUAUUCAUUUUUAUUGAUUUGCAAAUAAACGUUUGGAUUCAAAUGCA